Molecule: messenger RNA, 1124 nt
Organism: Penicillium brasilianum
Lineage: Eukaryota; Fungi; Ascomycota; Eurotiomycetes; Eurotiales; Aspergillaceae
Source: the annotation of a GenBank genome assembly
GCCUCGCUUAGCCCACCCGAAUUUUCGGCCAAACAAGUCCGUCCAGAUCGAACCACCGACGACCCCAUCGACCACCCUUUUCGACACCCUCACCUGUCGCUCAUACAUACAACAUGGCUGACGCUGCUCCCCGUGGACGUGGUGGAUUCGGAUCGCGCGGCGACCGUGGUGGUGACCGUGGCCGUGGCCGUCGUGGCCGUGGCCGCCGUGGUGGAAAGCAGGAGGAGAAGGAGUGGCAGCCCGUCACCAAGCUCGGUCGUCUCGUCAAGGCCGGCAAGAUCACCAGCAUGGAGCAGAUCUACCUCCACUCUCUGCCCAUCAAGGAGUACCAGAUUGUGGACUUCUUCCUCCCCAAGCUGAAGGAUGAGGUUAUGAAGAUCAAGCCCGUCCAGAAGCAGACCCGUGCCGGUCAGCGUACCCGCUUCAAGGCCAUCGUUCUCAUCGGUGACGGUGAGGGUCACAUCGGUCUCGGUAUCAAGACCUCCAAGGAAGUCGCCACUGCCAUCCGUGCCGCUAUCACCAUUGCCAAGCUCGCCGUCCUCCCCGUCCGUCGCGGUUACUGGGGUACCAACCUCGGUGAGCCUCACUCUCUGCCCGUCAAGCAGUCCGGCAAGUGUGGAUCCGUCGCUGUCCGUCUCAUUCCCGCCCCCCGCGGUACCGGCCUCGUUGCCUCCCCCGCCGUCAAGCGUCUGCUCCAGCUCGCCGGUGUCCAGGACGCCUACACCUCCUCUUCCGGCUCCACCAAGACCCUCGAGAACACCCUCAAGGCCACCUUCGUCGCUGUCGUCAACACCUACGGCUUCCUCACCCCCAACCUCUGGAAGGAGACUAAGCUCAUCCGCAGCCCUCUUGAGGAGUUCGGUGAUGUCCUGCGCCAGGGCAAGAAGUACUAGAUUAUUGGGAAUAAUGCUAGCAUGAUUUAAAGUUUCUCGAAUCUUCUUUUUCCUCCACCAUCCACCACAAACUUCUUAUUCUCUCUCGGGCUGGCAGGAUAAAAACAAAAAAGGGUGGCUUGCGGGUUGAUCCCCCCCUCGGGCUCCGGUUGUCCAAUUGGAUGUAUUUAUCACGGGAAAAAGGGUUCACAAAAAUAGCGAAACUGUAGUGAGUUUGUAACCUAUCAGCGA